Molecule: messenger RNA, 1518 nt
Organism: Lachnellula hyalina
Lineage: Eukaryota; Fungi; Ascomycota; Leotiomycetes; Helotiales; Lachnaceae
Gene: APN1
Product: DNA-(apurinic or apyrimidinic site) lyase
Exons: 2
Coding region: 1-1518 (505 amino acids)
Biological process (GO): base-excision repair
Cellular component (GO): mitochondrion; nucleus
Molecular function (GO): DNA binding; zinc ion binding; phosphoric diester hydrolase activity
Source: RefSeq, a predicted model, not a curated record
AUGCCUCGCAGAUCGAGUCGGAAGUCGGAAAAAGAGAUAAUCGAGACGGUCAUCAGCGAAGGAACUUCUACCACGCCCAAAGAGGGCCGCAAGUCCCUCAAGGUCGAAGCCAAUGAAGCUGUUACGAAGGUCUCGCCCACAAAAUCGGCAAAGAAGAAGAUAAAGAAAGAGGUCGAAAUUGAUGAGGAAGAAGAUGAUACACAAGAGACACCUGUGGUUCCAAAAAUCAAUCGAGUCAAAUCCAAAACUGUUGUAAAAGAGGAAACCGAGCAAAAGCCCAAGAAGACACCUGCUAAGCGGAAGGCAAAGACGGAGGAAGACGAGGACGACGCGAAUGAUACCAAAGUGAAAAAGAAACGGAAGACAAAGGAAGAGAAGGAAGCAGAAGCUAUGCCGUUGGCUACACGAACCGUGGUUAGCACCUUGAAGCAGGCUAUGCAUAUUGGAGCACAUGUUAGUGCUGCUGGAGGAGUACAAAACUCUUUAAACAACUCACUCCACAUUGGAGGCAACUCCUUUGCCUUGUUCUUAAAGUCGCAGCGAAAGUGGACCAGUCCACCUCUUGCUACGGAAGCUCGCGAUCAGUUCAAGGCCUUUUGCUUGGAACACAAAUACGAUGCGGCUAAGCACAUACUUCCUCAUGGCUCAUACCUCGUCAAUCUUGCUCAAAUUGAGCCUGACAAGGCCGACCAAGCAUAUGCAUGUUUCCUGGAUGAUUUACAACGCUGUGAAGCUCUUGGAAUCAAGCUGUACAACUUCCACCCAGGAAGUACGGGCAAACAUCCGCGGCCUGAGGCAAUUGGACGUAUUGCAGCACAGUUGAACAAGGCACAUAAGGCAACCAGCACUGUGAUCACAGUCCUUGAAAACAUGGCCGGUGCUGGGAAUGUUAUUGGUUCCACCUUUGAGGAUCUUCGAGACAUAAUUGCCCUUGUUGAUGACAAGUCCCGGGUUGGUGUGUGUUUGGAUACAUGCCAUACCUUCGCUGCCGGGUAUGAUUUGAGAUCACCAGAGGCUUUCAAGAAGACGAUGGAUGACUUCGAAUCUAUUGUCGGCAUGUCAUAUCUUAGAGCGCUGCAUUUGAAUGACAGCAAAGCACCACUUUCCGCCAAUCGAGAUCGGCACGCUAACAUUGGCACUGGAUUCCUAGGCCUAAGAGCAUUUCACAAUGUCGUUAAUUUUCCACCGUUUCAAGGCCUGCCUAUGGUUCUUGAGACACCUAUUGACAAGAAAGGCGAUGAUGGCAAGAUGGUGGAGGAUAAGGGAGUCUGGGCUACAGAGAUCAAACUUCUAGAGGGUCUUAUUGGGACUGACCCGGAGACGGAAGAUUUCGAGGUGGAGGAACAGCGCUUACAAGACCUCGGAGCGGACGAAAGGGAAAAGUUCCAAGGUCAGGUGGAUAAGAAGAAACAGAAGACUCUAGACUCGAUGUUCAAGAAAGCCUCACCUAAGAAGAAAGCUAAGAAGGAUAUCGAUGAGGAUGAAGACGAAGACAGUGAUGGCGGCUGUAACCAUUAA